Gallus gallus (chicken) is the source of this 961-nucleotide messenger RNA. It is a transcript of the gene SAYSD1, whose product is annotated as SAYSVFN motif domain containing 1. NCBI's taxonomy places the organism in Eukaryota, Metazoa, Chordata, Aves, Galliformes, Phasianidae. The transcript has 3 exons. The record is from RefSeq and is a predicted model, not a curated record. Bases 26 to 553 code for a protein of 175 amino acids.
GCUCUCGCGCAGGCGCGGCCCGGCCAUGUCCGCCGUGGAGCGGCGCUUGGCGCAGUUCCGGGCCGCUCGUGGCAGCGCUGUCGCCGUCCCCCCGCGCCCCGCGGAGCCGCCGGGAAAGGCCGCGGCUCCGGAGCCCGCCGAGAGCCCGGAUGGCGGCGGGCAGGCCCGUCCCGGCGGGGCGCCGGCGCCGUUGUGGGCGCGGCCGCUGCUGCUCAAGGUGCUGCUGUGGGCCGUGCUGCUGGCGCUGUUCGCCGAGCUGGAGCUGGGGCUGCCCUACUUCGUCCUCUCCCUCCUCUACUGGAUGUACGCCGGCACGCGCGGCCCCGCCGAGCGGCGGCAGGGCGAGCUGAGCGCUUACUCCGUGUUCAACCCCGGCUGCACCGCCAUCGCCGGGACGUUGACGGCCGAGCAGCUGGAGCGGGAGCUGCAUUACCGGCCCGCCGCCGGGAGGAGGCCGGUGUUGGACUACACCUGUAACAGAGUGCCCCGCUGCUUUCCCGCCCGGCGCUGUCUAGAUCCAAGACAAGGCACGAGGCAGUAUCAGUACAACUGAAGCCAGCUGAUCACGCUCGUGUUUCAUCCAAUACAUCAAAUUUUGGUGCAGGUUUCCUGACUGCUUCAUGUUACAACGUUUACUAUCUGCAGUGUAAGGUGAAAGUAUCUGUUAUUGCUCCUGACAGGUGACACGUGUGGUUUUAACCAUCAUUUUGGAAAAAUAACUUAACUUAGGGUCAGCAAACAGCAAAUGCAGAACUGCAAGAAGCUCUGAGAUGAAGGAGUGCUUGCCUGUUGCUGGACUCGGUCCUUUUUUACCACCACACAGCUGGUGAUGCUUCUCACCAUCAUCCCACGCGCAGCCAGGUGCACUUUUCUUUAUGAACCACUUUGAUUUUUUAGGAGCUAUCAGUAUUUCUAAUAUGUAAAAGAUUGCAUGAAAAUAAACCACUGAUAUUAAGUUGUA